Eremothecium sinecaudum is the source of this 1746-nucleotide messenger RNA. It is a transcript of the gene VPS45, whose product is annotated as Vps45p. Gene Ontology annotation, biological process: intracellular protein transport; vesicle-mediated transport. The coding region runs from base 1 to 1746 and encodes 581 amino acids. Gene Ontology annotation, cellular component: Golgi membrane. The record is from RefSeq and is a predicted model, not a curated record. The transcript has a single exon. NCBI's taxonomy places the organism in Eukaryota, Fungi, Ascomycota, Saccharomycetes, Saccharomycetales, Saccharomycetaceae.
AUGGACCUUUUUAAAGUUGCAGAUUAUUAUCUGAAUAGAAUAUUGAAUCCUCAACUGCGUACAUCUGUUAAUGUGGUGGAACAGUCACGCAUAAAGGUUCUACUAUUGGAUAAGAACACUACACCAAUUAUCUCUAUGAUUGCUACACAAACUGAGCUAUUGAAUAAGGGUAUAUAUAUGGUCGAUACUGUUGAGAAUAUAGAACGUGAUUGUAUGCGGAAUUUGAAUUGUAUAUGUUACUUUAAGCCAACAGAUGAUACUAUAGAGAAUUUGGUAAAGGAAUUGGAGGAUCCAAAAUAUGGGAGCUACCAAUUAUUCUUCAGUAACAUUAUAAGUAAAGCUCAAUUAGAGCGAUUAGCUGAAGCAGAUUCACUUGAGGUGGUGACUAAAGUAGAGGAAAUAUUCUUGGACUUCUAUAUUCUAAGUGAAACCCUUUUUUCGUUUGAUAUUCAGUUGCCAGAAGUCGUUAAUAGUAGCUUAAAUUGGAUCCCAAGGGGGCUGGAUGAGGUUAAGCGUCGCUUAGUUUCAGUUCUUUUAUCUCUGAAAGUGCGGCCCAAUAUAUAUUUUGAGUCCAAUAGUAAUAUGUCUGGAAUACUGGCAAAAGAAGUGCAAAAUGAAAUUGAGAGAAAUGAUAAGACUCUUUUUGACUUUCCAAGGAUGGAUGCUACUCCAAUUCUGCUAAUACUAGAUAGGAACAAUGAUGUUUUGACUCCGAUUUUACAGCCAUGGAGUUAUCAGUCCAUGAUACAUGAGUAUAUUGGAAUGAAAGGAAACAUCGUUGAUUUGUCAGAGGUGCCAGAUAUAGCUGAUGAUUUGAAGCAGGCUGUUCUUUCAAGUAAGCAAGACCAAUUCUACCACGAGACUAUGUAUUUGAAUUUUGGUGAUCUAGGGGACCGUGUUAAGCAGUAUGUUGCGCAAUAUAAGUCAAAAACAAACUCAAGCAGUAAAAUCGAGACAAUCGAAGAUAUAAAACGAUUUAUUGAAAAGUUCCCUGAAUUCAAGAAACUUUCAAGCAAUGUGUCUAAGCACAUGUCUAUAUUGGGUGAGUUGGAUCGUCAGCUGAGUAUGAAGCAAAUUUGGCAAUUGAGUGAGUUGGAACAGAAUUUGUCUGUUCACGAAGAUGAUAGUGAUGACUAUCAAGAAAUGUUAAAGCUACUAAAAUCACCGGAUCUAAUUUCAUACUAUAAAUUAAAAUUGGCAUGCAUUUACUAUUUGAAACACUACGCUCAAACUCAAAAGUUGCAAGCUGUUGAGAAGUUGUUAAGAGAAGAGUGUUCGCCUCAGGAAGUAGCGGUUUUCUACAAAUUCAAAACCACAUAUAGUGGCUCCCCAUUGCAAGGCCGGAAAAGUCAAGAUAAAGAUAUAAUUAGCGGACUAACAAAGAAGUUUAAUAAAAUUGGUCAUAGCGGUCCUGAUAACGUCUUUAUGCAGCAUUCUCCGCGGUUGGAUAGUCUAUUAAAUGACAUUGCAAGGAACACGUUACCAAACGGUCUAUUUACAGGAGUUACUAGGCAGCGUCCUCCAACAGCACCCUUCCAAGACAUAAUUAUAUUUAUGGUUGGUGGUAUUACAAUGGAGGAAGCACGAAUUGUUCAUCAAUUUAAUACAUCAAUGAAAAACAAGAAUGGCGCUGUUAGAAUCGUGAUUGGGGGUAAUAACGUCCUGAAAACGAAAGAUUUCCUCGAGGACUUCAAACGCCUGCACUGCACUUCGGAUAAGAGCACACAACUUGGUGAUCUUCUUUAA